Messenger RNA from Leptosomus discolor (cuckoo roller), 2618 nucleotides. The record is from RefSeq and is a predicted model, not a curated record. Lineage: Eukaryota; Metazoa; Chordata; Aves; Leptosomiformes; Leptosomidae.
AUGCAAGACGACAGUUUAGAAUCCUCAACUUCAAUAUCUCAGCUUCUGAGAGAAAGUUAUUUAGCUGAAACUAAACAUCAAGGGAAGAGUGAAAGAAGCAGAUCAGAACCAGCUUCUCAUCAUUUCCACUAUGGCAACGCUUCUGGUGAUUCAGAUGAGGUAGCUGCCCCGGACGACCUUCCAGAUCUCUCUGCCUUUUUGAGCCAAGAAGAGCUAGAUGAAAGUGUAAACCUGGCAAGACAAGCUAUCGAUCAGAAUCCUCUGGAAACUAAACAAGAUGAGCUUCAGGCACAUUCACAGCAUCCCCCAGAUCAGCUGAAAAACACAGGAAAACACAAACAAAUGGCCCAGUCUACAGCUUUGAAAACAUCAGACAAUGGCCUGCACUCAAACUUUUGUCCGGACCAUGUCAGAAAUACAAAGGGCUCCAAAGGGACCUCUCAAGAUCUAAAGAAACAACACCUCCCUUCUGAAUCAGAAUCAAAAAAGGAAUUCCUAAACAAGGCAGCAGAUUUUAUUGAGGAACUCUCCUCACUUUUCAAAGCUCACAACUCUGAAAGAAUAAGACCCCGAACAUGCAAAAACUACAGGAGCAAAACUGAUUCUAAGAAUAAGCCUGCUCAGAAAGGUAGCUCUAGCCUAUCUAGCACAUCAGAAAACAGAGAAAGGCUUUCCAUUCCAGUACCGCACGACUUGGAAAACAAGAAAACAUUUGAACAAAGGGAUGAUCAACAGGCAGCAAACUUGGACUCUAUCAAUCAAUUAUCAAGUGCAGAGCUAAAAUCAGAGUCAGAAUCUGCAUCUGUGUAUUCUGAUGAGCCUAUUGGACAGCCACCACGCUUUACUCAAAAACUGAAGAGCAGGGAAGUUCCUGAAGGAACUAAAGUGCAAUUGGACUGCAUUGUGGUAGGAAUCCCAGCACCUGAAGUCAGGUGGUACUGUGAAGGGAAGGAGCUUGAAAACUCACCAGACAUUCAAAUUAUCCAGACAGGUGAUCAACACUCAUUGGUUAUUGUUGAAGCUUUUGAGGAGGAUACAGGACGUUACUCGUGCUUUGCUUCAAACAUCUAUGGGACAGACUCCACUUCUGCAGAGAUUUACAUAGAAGGAGUCUCUUCUUCUGACUCUGAAGGUGAAAUCAUCAAAGACGAAAUGGAUCACAAACCAAAGCCAGCUGACACCUCCUUGAAUGCAGCAUCUUCUGCUGUUAGAACUGCAACCAAGCAUCAAGAAACCUUGAAGACACCAUCUGCCGUGGUUCAGCCUGUAUCUGUACCUGUCCAGCCUGUGUCAACACUGAUUAAUCAGGCUCAAAGCCCCACUAACUAUUUGCAAGGACUGGAUGGAAGACCUAUAAUUGCAGCUCCUGUAUUUACAAAGAUGUUACAGGAUAUUUCAGCUUCUGAGGGGCAGCUUGUUGUCUUUGAAUGUCGGGUGAAAGGAGCUCCUUCCCCAAAGGUUGAAUGGUAUAGAGAAGGAACACUGAUAGAAGAUUCUCCAGAUUUUAGGAUAUUACAGAAAAAACCACGAUCUAUGGCUGAACCAGAGGAAAUUUGUACUCUCGUUAUCGCUGAGGUAUUUUCAGAAGAUUCUGGCAGUUUCACCUGUACUGCAAGCAAUAAAUACGGCACAGUAUCUAGUAUAGCUCAUCUAACUGUCAAAGCAUCUGAAGAAAGUAAUAAUGCUGCUACCCUUCACACAACGAGCUCAAUCAACUUAAUUACUGACCAUCAACUUCCCCCACAUACUCCUUCCCAUCAUGUAGGAAAUCAAACCCCCAAACCUAAACUUGAAGGUGUUCUUGUGAACCACAAUGAACCCAGAUCAAGUUCCAAGAUAGGGCUCCGUGUGCACUUCAAGCUGCCUGAAGAUGAUAAAGGAAGUGAAUCAUCACCAGAGGAUGGACCCAGCGCCAGAAACCAAAUCAGACCCAACUAUUUCCAAGAGAGGAUAAAUGGACAGCCAAUGAAAAUACCAGAGCCAACAUCACCAUCCAAGGAACCCCCCCCAGUACUGGCUAAACCAAAGCUUGAUCAGACCCAGUUAAAACAGCUCCACAACCAGGUCUUGCUUGAACAACAGCAGGUGCAUCAGACAUCUACAAGAGAGUUGUCAUUCAACACAGCUUUAUUGAAUUCUGCUACUUCACUCCAUCAACAGUCCACCUCAACUAUUUACAAACAAAGCAAAGCCUCUGCUUCACAAGCAUUCAGCUAUACCCGACCUAAGCAGUUCCUACCAUCACAAACCACAGCGCCUACCAGCUCCUCUCCUAGCUCCUCAGUUACAACAUUCAGCAACAUCCCUCAAGGAACUCAAAGAACAAAUAACAAGGAAAAUUUCACAGUAAAUCCUCCACCUGCCCAAUCAAGGUCUUCAGGAGGGUUUACAAGCAAAAGUGAACAGUCUCUACCAAGCCCUAAAGAAUCCAUGUUGCCUCCAUUAACACUUUCCACAUUCAGUGCAAAACAGUUUCAGCCGCAGAGUGUGACUCCUGCUCCUAUCUCCCCAACUGGACGGAUUCAGAAUCCCGUAGCUUUCCUUAGUGCUGUUCUUCCUUCACUUCCUACUGUGCCAUCAACCAACGCUAUGGGACUGCCCAGAAGUACACCAGCCAC